GGGUUUUUCUGUUUUGCUCUGGCCUUCUGCGGAUUGAUCCCAGCUGCCUGCUGGAGAUACACGCACAGCACGGAGGUGGAAGACAGCAUGAUGGAUGUGUACGACCUUGUGUACGAAGAGGUGAGGAGGAACGCUUCCAGCUUCAGGAGGCAUGAGCUGACUGCCAUCCAUGAAGCAUUCCUGUGCUGUGGGAAGCACUCUCCAUUUGGGGACACAGCCAAUGUGGAGCUCAAGACGUGCCCAUCCAGCCAGGUGCGCGAUGCGGGACAGGACUGCCUGCGAGAGAUCCAGGACUUCCUGAAGAAGCACAUGGACUUUGUCUUCACGCUCCUGGGCAUCACCAUUGGCUUCACGGUUUAUGGGAUGAUCCUGACUUCAUUCCUCUGGUUCUCCAUCCACUUCAGCAGCAACCUGGACCGGAAAGGCAAAUACAUCCUGCGAGAGAG
Messenger RNA from Pelecanus crispus (Dalmatian pelican), 446 nucleotides. Lineage: Eukaryota; Metazoa; Chordata; Aves; Pelecaniformes; Pelecanidae. The record is from RefSeq and is a predicted model, not a curated record.